Molecule: messenger RNA, 4201 nt
Organism: Portunus trituberculatus (swimming crab)
Lineage: Eukaryota; Metazoa; Arthropoda; Malacostraca; Decapoda; Portunidae
Product: major facilitator superfamily domain-containing protein 8-like
Exons: 9
Coding region: 469-2310 (613 amino acids)
Biological process (GO): transmembrane transport
Cellular component (GO): lysosomal membrane
Molecular function (GO): transmembrane transporter activity
Source: RefSeq, a predicted model, not a curated record
CGUCUGGCUGUCUCGUCAGAGACUGCAGCAGAUCAAACAGUGAAGUGAAACACACUACUUUUCCGGUAGAUUAAGUUAUGUGCCGUAUACUGACACUGAUAUAAUGAAACUACUAAAAGACUUGUCAUGAUUAAUGGAGGCUAAAUACCUUGUUAAGAAAGCGAGCAUUUACGAAUGUUACUGAAUGAUGGUCGCAAAAUUGUUAGAAAGACAGAAUACUACGCCCUUCAUUACAUGUAAACCUGAUGGGCAGUGCAUAGUUUACCAGCACUUUCAUCACCAAGAGGUUCCUGCCUUGGAAAGAUAAUAAGAGAUAAAAAGAUAACAUUACCAAAGUCAUGAGGCGGAGUUAUAUCGUAAUCUUUAGUCACUCGCUAAUAGUUGAACUAAAAACAUCUGCCUCCCUCAUAGACAAUACACGUGGAAGACUUUUUUUUUUUUUUUACAGAAUUUCCGUAGAAUCUGAGGAUGGGAGGCACCUUCGGUAAGAGCGGGUCGUGGGUGGUGGACCACACGAUGGAUGACAUCCCGCUCGCGCCCUUCGGGAGGGACAAAACGGGCCAUGGAUCCAUUGUCACUGGAUUUGAGACGACAACGCCACCAUCAUAUGAGGACGGGAAGGAAUUGAUUGAAACCCCGUUGGAGAAGCGAGGCAGGAAACGCUCACACUGGAUAGCAUAUACCACGGUGUUUAUCAUGUCCAUAGGCUUUUCUAUAGUGCUGACCAGCGUGUGGCCUUAUCUAAAAUCGCUGAACGACAAUCUCGAGAAGAACGCUUUAGGCUUUGUGGUGGCGUCCAACCCCUUAGGGCAGAUGUUGGCUUCACCUCUCCUCGGCCUAUGGGGUAAUAAAGCCGGCAAAAUCAGAGGAGCAUGUCUCGUCACAGUGGUGUUCUUCAUUCUGGGCAACGCGAUGUAUUCACUUCUGGCCUUGUUCGAGGGCUUGGGAGAAAUGGCUACCUAUGACGCCAUGAUCAUCUCUCGCUUCAUCGUCGGAAUAAGUUCAGCAAACGUAACGCUCUGCAGGUCCUACCUUGCUCAGUCCACUACAGUACAAGAGCGAACCUCCAGUAUUGCUAUUUUAGCAGGAGCCCAGGCUCUUGGAUUCGUCAUUGGUCCAGAUUCAGUCCUACGGACUUCCAAGUUCAUUGAAUGUGGAGUUUUCAGAACUAGUGGUUGUCACCAGGUGGCAGCACAGUAUGUGUCCCAUUUGCUCUCACAGGGUAUCAUAAUUAUAAAUGUUCUCUGCAUCUGUAUGCACCUAGGAUUUAAUAUAACAAUAUUACAUGAGUACAACAUCGCCAAGAAGGAAAUGGCCGUGUUGAAACAAGAAAGAACCAAGGACGAGGAUUUAAAGCUGCCCAAAUUGGAUCCCGUAGCACUAACAGGACUUCUCUUUGGUUUCUUCAUCGGUAUUUUCAUUUAUGUACUAAUUGAAACCCUCGCUGUGCCCUUCGUUAGCGACCAGUAUGCGUGGUCCGAUAACCAAGCACAGGUGAUAGUUGGCGUGGCCCUCAUGGCUGGGGGGCUGCUCGCUUCUGCAGUCUUUCCUUUCAGUGGCUUCUUGUCACGAAAGUUUGAUGAGCGAAAAGUGUUAUUGUUAGGUGGGUUUAUUCCCAUGAUUAUAGGUAUGCUGCUCUUCCUCCCGUAUCCUGGUAUGAAAAUCCCUCGGCAGAACUGCACAUCUUCUGUCACCUCGUCGUAUACCACCUUUGAGUCAUCUGCAUUGCCUAAUAAUACCAGCUCUUUUGAGAUCGAUAAUCUCUUAUUUGAAGAUCAAUACGUGUCGCCAUCCAAUCACUUUCUCAUUUAUCAACGACUGUUAUUAAUUUCUGCCACAUCAGGCGAAACUGAUGAAGACUGCACCCCAGGCUGUCCCGCAGAACAGGAGUGGUGUGAGUCCGUGCCACGGCUUCCCAUGGCACAGUUAGGUGUGGCUUUCUUUUUUGUCAUGUUAGGUUAUCCCAUCGAAGUUUCUAUCUCUCAAGGUCUUUUCUCAAAAAUGUUGGGUCCAAAACCUCAGGGCCUGUGGAUGGGAGUCCUCACUGGCAUUGGUAGCUUAGGCCGUAUCUUGGGUCCAAUUUUUGUUUCGUACAUUUACACUAACUUCGGCACUUACUGGUGCUUUGGUACGCUAUCGGUAUGCAUGUUAGUGGCGUUCUUCGUCGAAACAGUGAUAUAUCGGCGGCUCGUGCCCAUGAAGGUACCUGUACCUAAAAAAACACAGCAUGCCUACGACGGCCCAGCUGCCAUAACUCAAUCCAACGGGACUGAGGUUUCUAAAAGUGUCGCAUUAAGUAUUGAUACUUAGGAGUACCAGACAGCAGAACCUGCGAUUUUUCGGAACUGUUUUUUAAGAUAUUUCUUGUGGGAGGAAGUACAUCUUCGCUCUCCAAAGUUGCUGUGCUAAGCGUUAUUUUUUUUUUUUUCAACAAUUUUCUACUAAUAAUUUGUUAAUGAAAAAACACUUUUCAUUACUAUAAGUUAAAUUAUCCAGUGUACCAGUUGUCCAGUAGUGGGCUGUGCUUUAGUAUUUCAGUGUGCGUAUACCGUAUUCAUGAUGUAUGUGAUGUGAAUACAAGUAUUACGUUUUACGUAUCCCAUUAGUCCAAAACUAUUUCUAGUAACAUAACUCAACACAACUCUAAUAUACCUGUAGUAAUGUUUGUUGACUUGCAGCAGAAAUUUUCUUCUAAAAAUGGCAAACUGUGGCAGAAAUUCGUUAGAAAUCUUGAUGCACUGUCAUAUAUGCUGCAUAUAAAAGACAUGAUUAAGUAAAGCUGGUACCAUUAUUUAAACACGAAAGCACUUCUUAUGAUGAAUAACAAUGACUACUAUGGAACUAUACUUCACUUAGACAGAUAGAAUAACAAAAGGAUCCAGAAGACUGUUUUAGUACAAGCACAUGAUGAUGAUGAUGAUGUCAACUGACGCUGAACAAAAUGUGAAACAGUUAUCAUGAUAGGAAUGAGAGACUGAUCUUUAACUUAUAAUAUGUUAUGGUGGUGAUGAUGAUAAUGGUAAUGGCGAUAACAAGAGGCAUAGUCACAUGUCCUGCAAACAAAAUAUCUGGAGUACUGCCACAUCUACACAUAAGCUGUCAAACUUCUUACAAGAAAACAACUAUACAGCACAUUUCUUACAUAAACUGUUAUACAUAUUUUUUUUCGUAUAUUCAAUUAGUGCCAUAUUUCAGACAAGCAUAUGGCAUAUCUCCUAAACACAAAAAUUGGUCCAGUCAUAUUUCUUACACUGCAUAGGUCCCCUGACACAUCAUCAUACUCUUGACACCUAAGACCGAUCAUGCAUGAUGCAUCUAAAGUAGUUAGCUCGUUAUUUGUAUAUAUAAAAAAGAAAAACUUUAUUAUGGAACAUUAAACCAUCAAAACAUCGUUUAUUUUCAUACGCAAUUCGAUGUUUGGUUUACUUCUUUAGUCGGGACAAUCUACUAUUCUGAGGCUUUUAUGUGCAGCACAUUUGGCAGUGCUUAUUUAAGUGUUUGGUUUGUGCUGGCUGAUAAUGGCUUUAGUCUGCUGAGAUAGGAUUCUGCAUCUUUAAUAGUUCCAUGAGAACAUUCGAAGACAGAGUCGUUCUGGAGUGACUUUGCGAAUCCAGCACAUUGGAUUUCCUAAAUGAAACCUCAAAACUGACAUGAAUAGCAAUACACUGAACAACUAGAUGCUGGCUUGUACAUAAUGCGUCAAAAGAAGUUUAGUAGGAACAUUGACCGCAAGGAGUAAUUCGUCAAAAGAAGAUGUUUGUUAGAAACACUGACUGCAAGAAGUUGAAAGAAUUGCUGAAUGGAACAUACACCAUAAUCCAUUUCGUCAGUGUUGUUAGGUACAUUUCUGAUGGCUGUUUUAUCAUAUCAAGUACCUGACGACUGAUGAGAGUGAGGAAGAGCAAGAGGACUCAAAAACAACAUAACUAAUGUACAAGAUGUUCCCCGACCUUCGUUGUAGGGUCUACCCAAGGCGACGAACGGACUGUGGUUCUUUUACCAUGUUUACCAUGUCGGAAUACUUCCUCUUGUGCAGAUUACAUUGGUGUCCUUGUAUCAGAAGCAGACAACACCAUACAACAUGUCCUACUUACUGCAGUGCUAUUUAUGACAGUUUUGAGGAUUUCAUUUAGGAAACCCCAUUGUGCUGGUUAAUUUUAUAUGCCUGUUUCAAAAAGAAAUAAAAUUUUAUUUAAUCUUA